This is a messenger RNA of Lotus japonicus, 871 nucleotides long. RefSeq lists its product as uncharacterized. NCBI's taxonomy places the organism in Eukaryota, Viridiplantae, Streptophyta, Magnoliopsida, Fabales, Fabaceae. The transcript has 2 exons. The record is from RefSeq and is a predicted model, not a curated record. Bases 78 to 686 code for a protein of 202 amino acids.
UCUUCCCAAACCACUUCCAGGUAUCUCAACGCAACAUUUUUCAUCCUUUAAGUAACGGUUUCUUCUUCCUUUUUUCAAUGCAAAGAAACUUACCUUCUCAAAUGGCAACAUCAACAGGAAAAACCAAUGAUUCAAAACCAAAAAUGAACCAAAAGAUCAACAAAGGAGCCAAAGUAGGCACAUGUGGACCCCAAACUAAUCUCAAAGCAAACCGGGUUUUCGGUGCAACUAGGAACACAAACAUUCAAGGAAAACCGGGACCAGAUCACAAGUCUAUUGCCAAAACAAAAGUUUCAGUUACAAAGAGACAACCAAAACCUAUCAAGGCAACCGCAACUGAAGUUCCAAUUCCAAACACCAAAACGCAAGCCACUAUUGAAAAAUCCCCUGAAAAUGUGAACCUUGCAUUGAGGAAGAUCAAAAGUGAUGAUAAUGAGAAGAAUGAUUCUGAGGAGCCCAAAACUCCUGUUGUAGAGCCUUCCCAUGUGAGAGCCAAGUUGAAGGUGCAAUCCACACCAUUCUACAGUGCGGUGCAUUGUAGCAAAUGCCGAUUUGAUAAGCUUGAAACCGCGUCUUACUGGAUUGGCCACAUCAAAAUGGCAGAGUCUGUGGGCAAGCACUCUGUUUCCUCUGGCUUCUUUAGCCUUGCCUUGGAAUCUCAGGCUGAGGUUUGCACUUUUUCAUAAAUUUAUAUCUGCAUUUUUCUCUAAUUCAUAGUAAAUCUCUCCACAGUAAAGUUAGUUGACCAUAAUUUGCAAUCUUGGGUUUGAAUAAAUACCACAUAAGUUAGUCGACCGAAUUCACUACAGUUAGAAAUCCUCCUACAUUCGGUGAAGUCAUGUGUCUAUAUCAUAUUUAAAUAAUGAAUUGC